This is a messenger RNA of Paramacrobiotus metropolitanus, 1006 nucleotides long. RefSeq lists its product as uncharacterized. The transcript is spliced from 4 exons. NCBI's taxonomy places the organism in Eukaryota, Metazoa, Tardigrada, Eutardigrada, Parachela, Macrobiotidae. Gene Ontology annotation, cellular component: extracellular region. The record is from RefSeq and is a predicted model, not a curated record. Bases 97 to 792 code for a protein of 231 amino acids. Gene Ontology annotation, molecular function: chitin binding.
GUCUGCUCUUCCGACUGCGAGCAAUAAUCGGCUUGUUUGGUAUUUGACGUAGUAUUGUCUGCAUAAUUGUUAGCAUUAAAGCUUCUAAUCAACAACAUGAAGUACUUAAUCCUUUUGGCUGCCCUUUUGGGAGUAUCCUAUGCCGGUGUGGUCAAACGCCAAGCCCAAAGUCCUGGAGUGUGGAGCGCCUUGGAUCAGCUACGUGGUAAAGCCCGACUGGGAAUCGAAGACAUCCGGAAUUUAUUAGCCAACGCCAAAGCUGGCCAGGACUAUCCUAACCUUAGCGAAAUCCCUGCCGGAAAUUUUGAUUGCGCAUCCGUUAAGCCUGGCUUUUAUGCCGAUGUUGACACCAAAUGCCAAGUUAUCCGACGCUGUGACAUCAAUGGAAACCAGACUGCUUAUCUGUGCCCUAACUUAACAAUCUUCAACCAAAUUACGCUGGUCUGCCACUGGUUCUACGAUGUGGACUGCUCGAAAGCCAAGAGCUUCUAUGACUACUCCAACAGCCGAUUGUACCAAGGUCACGAUGUCCGCCUGCUGGAUGAUGAGGACAGCUACAAGAUUGCCGACAGCCUCGGCGCUGUAGCCCCCGAUCAGGCCUCAUCUCCACCGGCUAAGGCUGCGUCCGGAGGAAAGAAGAAGGGCGCCAAGGCCAAGGCCAAGGCCGAAGAGAAGGCUCCCGAAAAAGCCGCUGAUGCUGCAGCACCCGCCGCCGCUGAUGCCGCUCCGGCUGCUGACGCCGCUCCGGCUGCGGCCGCCCCCGCUGGAGGAGACGCCGCUGCUUCGGCAUAAAGCGUGCUUGUUAAUUGCUCAGUGCAUGUGAAUAUAGUAUUAACACGUUGUGUGAAUCUUGGGAAAGUUGCCUGCCAUGUUGAGGAAGGCUUGUGACUUGUACAGUGAUGUAGGUAUUACUUCGCUAUUUCUGGAAAAUAGUUGCUUGUUUUCAAAUAAUCAAAAUAAUUUUCUUUUUCUUGCUGCAGAUUAAAGAUUAAACAAACAAACUCUA